AUGACACGAGAGGGCGUCUACGACCUGAGCUUUCGCUAUUGCCUAGAUCCGCACCUCCAAGUAAACAGAUACGACACACUUCCACUCUAUCUCAUCAGCAAGAAGGGCGGAUAUCGCAAAAUCAACUUUACAGAAAUGGCCCAUAUAAAUGAUGCUGACUGGAAAAGGCCAAUUAAUCCGGACGUCUUUCUUCUGUAUCCGCAAGGUCUUGCAUUGCGCGGAGUCAUUCAAAAAUACAAGAAGACCGGGAUGGUUCCGGAGGUAAGUUCAGAUUCACUGUCACAUUGACCACCUCAACGUCCACUCGGCGUGGUUCCUUGGGGGGCUUUAGUGUUUUUCCGGCUAUGAUCUUUGCACUGAAUCUAUCCGGGCGGCCAUUCUGGCGAAAGGGACUUUCGUCAACUGUAAGCUCUCUCCCUCACUCUCAAUGCUAUCAGCCGAGCUGAUACUUCUCAACCUUAAUGUCGAUCAGCAGACUAAACUACGUUUCAAAUUUAGAGGUAGGAAUCUCCCAGAAUUGGUCGUCCUCUUACGGUCGACGUUAUGUCGAAUUCUGUCGUCAGGCCUCCUACUCAGAAGCAUAUUCUGAAAGGGAAACGAACCGAGCUGUUCUUCUUACAGCGGGAAUUUGAUUCGUAGGGAGCCUGAUUUAUAUUAUCCUGUCAAAAUGAGGCGUUGUUUUGCUCCGUUGCUAUCCACCUAACAGCCAUAGUGUCUUUGGCCGUUGAUCUGGGGACGAAAAUGGUAAGCCUUUGUUUUGCCCAUGAAUAUAUGCGUCAAAACCGGGCCAAGGGGCGAGCGCACGUCUUCUCAGAGGAUUAUGUCUUUAUCUACUUUUAUGCUUUUUGAUGUUUGUUGUUCUUUUCUGCGAGUUUCGCUCUUCUUGUGUUGCAUUAACAAAGAGGGGGUUUGUGGCGGAUCAACGCUUUCGUCCCUUCUAAAGUUUGUCUUAACUGAAAAACAGAUUCAAAAGCGGCAAUUAUGCUGUGUUGAAAACGGCUCCACGUUCCAGGACUGCAAGGUGUGUGCCGGUGAGGGAUUUGGAAGAAGUAUCGUGGACAAGGUCGCCGGUCGAGUUAUCUGAGCGAGCUGGUCUCAGUUGAGUUACUUUAUUGAUACUUCUUUGCUCUUUUGUCACGAACCUUUCAAGCAUGAUUGAAAAUGGUUUCCUCAAUAUCCUUCGAUCCUUCACCAGUAGUUGCCACGAAAUAUGACUUCGAUUGAGCAAUUCCUGGGCCGUAGCGCUGAAGUAUUCGAUGGCAAUCAUGCAUAAGUACUCUAGUCAUUCUUCUGCCGUGUCGCGCCAAAGUCUCCCUUGCCAAGGUUGAAUUCACAGUCAGCUUAUGGUUGACCCACUUUGGAGGAAAGUCUUGGUCAAGACAGCGAUAAAUAAAGUGCAGUUGCGCUUGUGUUGACGCAGUCCGGGGGGCGAAUUUCUCCCGACGGCGCGCUGCACGGAGCACUGAGACUCGAAAGUCGAGCUCAAGUUAGCAAAAUUAACAGAUCCGGAUCGAUAAUCUAAGCAAAGUUAAGUGCUUACCAGAUCAAUCGUUCACUUUUGGUAGACAAAUGUAUUUACAAAUCAAAGGAACCCCCUUGGAGUAUCGCAUAUCAAGGCUGAUUGCUGAAAUGAUCCUUCAACGGGAAGAGCGCUCGGUGUUCACCAAGUAUCUACCAAAGUUCUGGGUUCGUGACGUCCAUGACCCCUUCGCCAUUGCCAAAUCAUCUGAUGUGGAGCACUUUAAAGAAUCGCGGAUUUUGAUUGACCCGAAUAUCCAAUUCACGAUGGAAGCUGAAACAAACAACCAACUUCCCUUUCCCUAUGUCCUUCUGCGUCGGUGUGCAACUGGGCAAUUACAAACUACCGUUUUCAGAAAAACCACCAACACAAGAAGAAUACUACACUUCAACAGCAAUCACCCUCUCUCUGACAAACGCAGCUGUGUCCGUACUCUAUUCCAAAGAAUUGAAACACACUGCAGAACACCAUCCGAAAACAGAGUUGAACGAUAAUACCUCCAUGACCUCUGUCGGGCCGAUGGGUGCCCAAGCCAUUUCAUAAAGCAAAUCAAAAGCCGAGUCAACAGGCGACAACCACAGGAAGAAGAAUCCGAACUUUGGAGGGCUAUUCUUUACACUAAAGGAGUCUCCAAUGCGGUUUCACGUACGUUACAAUCAGCCAGGGUUGGCAUUGCCCAUCGACCACAGACAACAAUUCGUCGCCGUUUGUUGCAACCCAAAGACAUACUGCCAACCACUGAAACCUCAGCAGUUGCCUAUCAAAUACGUUAUAACGAUGAAGACUGAAACUACGUUGGGGAAAUCGGGCGGAAAUUGCACACCCGCCUACAUGAGCAAAAACUUCCAAUUCGGAAACUAGACUCAAACCCACGGCUUGCGACUCACAUCAGAGAAACUGAUCAUGGUUUUGACCUUCAAGUAGCACACAUCCUAAGCCUGGGCACGUCAAGGACAGAUUGUCUUACAAAAGAGGCUUGGUACUCAGAUUCCAAAUCCAUCACCAGGCAUAUUGACCUCCCUGCGGCCUAUAAAGUCCUACGUAACUACAUACGCCAUGAGAGGGACAGCAGUACAAUGCCCCUGAUCCGGUGAACCCUGUAUUUUUCUCAGGCAGCCACAAUGGUCAGCCUAGUGUGCCUAAGAUUUUCGCUGAAAAUUAUGCUAGCAGACAAAUGUUGAAAGAAGAACACGAGAAACGAAAUAGUGUUUUCGGUUUCAACAGCUGUGAUAGGCGCACUGAGGCCUCCGGUCUAGUGUCUACUUUGAAUAUUGUGUGGUGUUAGGUAAUGGAGCUGAUGUCGCAGAAGGACACCGGGGGCUAAAUCGAAGUUCAGCCUAAAACAAGCUAGUAUACUCACCUGGAAUAUUCUGCUAAAUUCAAGCACGUGCGGUCGACAUCGGCACACCGAAUGUUCUAAACCCUGGUUGGUCAAUUUUUACUGUCGGUAAACAUCCCUCGACAGGUUAUGCAGCACUCCGUGCGUGAUGAAGGCCCGUAUAUAUUAUUGCCCUAGAAAGUGUGUGUUUUACUUCCGAGUUUAGCUGAAACAACUAGAACAGACUAAAUCAUGGCAUCUCCCUUCACGCUGAAUCACCGCGCAUGGAUUUCUCUCCUCGCGUUGCUGGGAUUCCUUAAGAUAAUCCACGAUGCCUACUUCACAAGAGAACGGUUGGUAAACGUUGUCGAAACUGUGAAAAUGGGAGUUUGCUCGACUGUAUGCGACGACAUCUGGGUUGAAGUCGGUGAAAUGACACGGGACGGCGCCUACGACCUGAGUCUUCGUUACUGUGUUGAUCCGCAUCUCCCAGUUACCAGACACGACUCAUUUCCCCUCGGUACCAUCAGCAAGAAGGGUGGAGAUCGCAAUAUCAGCUAUGCAGAGCUGGUGCAAAUAGGCGAUACUGACUGGAAAAGGCCAAUUGAUCCGGACGUCUUUCUUCUGUAUCCGCAGGGUUUUGCACUGCCUGAACACAUCAAGAAUUACAGGGACACCGGCUUUGUUCCUUAGGUGGGUAAAAUUGAUUCAUCAAAUGCAGUCUUUGAUACUGUUCGGAAGAUAAGGUAAACGAUGAAGGAGAAUGUUCCAAAGACCUCUUGGUCUCGCUGUGCUUGCUAGCACACAGUACCUGACUGAUUUUCUUUAACAAAGAAGAUCGCGCGAGCAGCAGAACAAUUGGUUUAUCUUUAUAAGCCAGAUCGUUUCGUGUGUACGCGAUCCGAGCAUACGCUCAGUCUGAUCUGUGUACUUACAAGGGCAGUUUUGGCAUGGAAUAUUUUGGACAACCCUAGAUUGCUCAGCGGUAUUUAACCAGACAUUUGAUCCCAUAAACUUGCUGUACAUGGUGGCUUUGUGUCUGUGUGCGAUUCCAACACAUAGCCCCGCUUUUGAGGCCAACGUACAGAGCCCUGCGCAGCCACCUCCAGUCAAGCGCCAUCGAUCGACGUUCGACUAACACUCACCCCACAGUUGACGCUGGUUCUGUCGCCACCACUACCCUUGACGAUGGACUUCUGCAGGGAUUCAAAACCUCAGAACAAUAAACAGACUGUCCGACUAGUCCUCCUUCUUUCCUAUAAAUAUGGCAGGAACUUAAAGUUCUAGCAGGUAUAAAAAGUAGACAAAAGUUCAACCGUCGUGAACGACGAUGUCCCCUGUGUGUUUCACAGCAGGAACGGUAACUUGCGCAGCAUCUACCUCAACCCCCUCUUUCCCCACCGCGACCCGGUGUCAAGACAGAGCCAAGAAGACAUGGGGGGGAGCGGACGUAGGCGCGUGACGCAGCCGAACACCCCCAACUGGGCGCACCACUACACCCUCUGGUCCACAACGUACGCAGGAAUAAAUGGGGCUGGCUCGGCUUUUAACGCACCUUGGUAUUCUUAAGCGCGUCAGAUUGCUUGUAGUGAGGGAUUAUGCGCUGAGGGGGUCGAUCUCACCCUCCCAGACACCAGUUCACUGUCCGAACCGGUGGCUGUCUGACCUGGGAAUAGGAGCAGUGGACGAAAGAGCUAGAGAGUCCGUCUACGCGCGCCCCACGCACGACCCGGUCCCCAUACGCACACACAAGGGGGACAGAAAGCCCAGACGUCCCACAAACACAGAGAAAUGGGAAGCCGCCUGGAGAAAUGAGUUAAAUGGCACGCUCCUUACCUACGUGAGAGGUGCCGGUGAUGUGUGGGAUUUUGGAGAAAUGUACGCGUGCUGAAUGUAUUGACGGGGAAUGUGUGUGGAGCAGGGUGUGCGGAAUGGAACGCCAAGGUGCGGGCUCGGCCCCGCCAUCCACCUGUGCCCUCCCGCACCUCCGGUCUUCUUGACUCUGUCAUAACACCGAGUCCAGGUGGCGAAUUGGGAGGAGAGAGUGCGGUAAAUGCCGUGUAAGUCUACGCGAAUCGCCGUCCCCGUUCUCACCUUGCAGUAGAUCUAAUGUAAACUAUAUGGUAUGCACGAAAUUUUUUCAGGUUACGCAUUUUUAAGGAUUCUCAAUCCCAAUCACUUUAUUUUCAAUGCCCACUAUUAGUAUCUUUGUGCUGAACCACAUGGAUGAUGCUUGGAAAUUACUUUCUGUCAACCCUGCAAACAUAUUAGUAAUGGUCAGUAGCAGUAUUUAAAGGAAUACCGAAAACAUACCAUGCACGCCAGUCAAGCCAAAAAUACUAAACGAAUGACAGUUUCCAAAAGGAAUGCAGUGAGUGAUCGACCACGUGGAAUGUUGGCUUAAAUUCUGAAAGGCGUUUUUGAUCAUGAAAGAAUAUUUAGGUGGUGAUGUAAUACUGAUUAGCAUGCAGCAGACUCCUAUGGCAUUUCGGCCUGCUCAGGAGGUCGGCAUUUGAAAGUCACUUCUUUUCGACCUCCACUUAAGCAGUCAUUUUUGCCGAGUGUCGUUUCUGCAGAGGGUCGGAAGGAAGUGCAUUCAAAAACCGACAUCCUGGCGAGUGCGAACUAUUAUAGGAUUAAUGCGCACGAUAAACAAUAUGGCAACCCUACCUGUGUAAUCCUGCCUAAUCGAAAACGCAUUUUAGAAUUUCGGCUAGCAUUUCAUGAGAUCGGUCACGCACCGUAUGAACGUAAUUCUCCCCUUUGAAUAAACUCUCAGAAAGCGGCCAUCUAAUGAUGCCAAAUUAGCCAAAAAUUACAAUUCAAUCGUCAUAGCCCACCUUUUCGUGUCUAUGGGCGAUAGGAGUUCAUUGCCUUUGCUGGGGUUCACACUAUUGCACAGAUGUGACAUCUGCACUGGCGUUUCGAAAAUAACGCAUUUUUAAAAAAUUCCAUUCGCACUUUCUCUACCACAAGUAAGUUAAAACACUAUCCUAGUGACUUCUAGUACUUUCAGCGUCUGUGAAUGAUAAAUGUGGAAUCCUCAAAAAGAUGCGAAUUCUGCAAUCCACGAGAAUGAUUCCAGAGAAUAGGGACUGAUCGUGCACGGGAAUCACUCCGCAACAUGCGCUAACUGACAGACAACGCCGUGCAUGUCGACAGUACUGCCUGUGAUCGCAAUGGCAUCAGGGUCAUGCAUCACUUCAUUCGGUGACAAUAUUCCAACAGUUUCUCCAGCAAGUAUUGCUUUUGUAGGCAGAAUAGCAUUACCGACAAAGGCAAGAGAGGCUAGAACGGAAAUUUCUUGCUUACUGGCGGGCAUCAGCCAGCAAUAUCGAAGCACGAUGUGUGGAACACCUGGGGUUCGAUGCCGUAACCUGUUGGCUAGAAGUCCAACAACCAGUGAUCCACGGGCUCGCUGUCCUGCCAUCUGCGAUCGGGUACAUUAACAAUGACAGAGGGGUGCUCACCCAUCGCGUUAUGGAAUUCACUUGUCACGUUGUUCUUUGGGGAUCUCUCUUGAGCCCGCCAGCAGCCGUACAGCUGUCGAAUACCCACAGUGAAUCGACAGCACACAUAUUUAUUUCUGCUUUUAUAAUGCCUCCGAGCUCUAAACGCCUCCUUCUUGUAUUAUUGUAGCCUCCAAUAGACAGCCCCACCAUACGGUUACUCAGAGUGAGCACUUCGGUUUGUCCACCGGAAAGAAUUAACGCUUCUGACCGCGAACACAACCACGAUAUCGUUGUCAUUGUGAAAUCAGCCGUGUACAACUUCGAGGACAGACAAAACUUUCGCAGACUCUACGCCCAUCUGAGAAAUGCGAGCAGCGAUAAACGACCUUACCGUAUAGGAAUAGUGUUCAUGGUGGGCCUGCCCACAAUCGCAAGCAGCAAUUUCUUCCAACGCGAUGGUUUCAACAUCUCACUGCCCGGUCGCGCCGGCAACUCGCUCGUCAACAUUGGAAACCGCCGCGCCCAGAUUCGAACUCGACUGGAGAAGGAGAUGCGUGAACACGAUGAUCUCAUCGUGGGCGACUUCGAGGACACCUAUUACAAUCUGUCCCUGAAGAUGCGUCACACCUUCGUGUGGGCGGCCAGGUUCUGUCGCGAACGCCCUGCUUUCAUGUUCCUCGACGACGACUUUGGUUUCAAUGAGAAACGCCUCCAGGUCGUUCUUUCCAGUCUGCCGGCGGAUUGGCGGCGCAGAGUUUCCAUUUCGAAUACUCGCUGGAAUAGCCCCACAGUGCGUCCUAGCGAUUCUGCUGCAUAUCGGAAGUGGGCACUGUCGAAGCGGGAGGUUCCGUGGCCAGUGCAUGCGCCCUAUAGCAACGGUUACUUUUACAUGCUUGGUUACGAUCACGUGGCGGAUCUGGCGUUGGCCAUGUCCUUCACCAAGAGCAUUCCCAUUGACGACGUCUGGUUGGGUCUGGUGAUGCAUAGGAUUGGCCUCCAUUUCAACUUACCAACUGGGAUCACCAGCUCCAUGAAGCAUCAAGCCAAUGUCAGCGGGUAUAUUGUUUUACCCCUUAAUUCCCUCCUCACUGCAUCGACGCAAGAGCAACUUUAG
Messenger RNA from Spirometra erinaceieuropaei, 7403 nucleotides. The record is from the annotation of a GenBank genome assembly. Lineage: Eukaryota; Metazoa; Platyhelminthes; Cestoda; Diphyllobothriidea; Diphyllobothriidae.